Molecule: messenger RNA, 316 nt
Organism: Drosophila erecta
Lineage: Eukaryota; Metazoa; Arthropoda; Insecta; Diptera; Drosophilidae
Exons: 1
Coding region: 145-306 (53 amino acids)
Source: RefSeq, a predicted model, not a curated record
CCUGGAAAACCCAUUCCACUUCAGUUCCUUUUCCACUUCGGCACCAAACACUCGAUUUUGUGUCUGCUCCAGGGCCAAUAACUAUUCACCCCAAACAAAAAGAGUUAAAAGGCACACGUUUCCGAAAACCUAAACCAAGUCAAGAUGUGUGGUGGCUGGGCCUGUGCCUCCUACAACCUUGCCUGCUGCAAUCCCCGCCUGUCGACACUGCGAUUCUCCGGCCGCUGUUUCCAACCCACGGCCUGCGGUCCAUGUGAUGACUGCUCCAUUUACGGCGGUUGCUGCGGUGGCUGCUGCGGGUGCUAGGUGAGCUCUG